This is a messenger RNA of Pseudomassariella vexata, 1764 nucleotides long. RefSeq lists its product as uncharacterized. The record is from RefSeq and is a predicted model, not a curated record. The coding region runs from base 172 to 1602 and encodes 476 amino acids. Lineage: Eukaryota; Fungi; Ascomycota; Sordariomycetes; Amphisphaeriales; Pseudomassariaceae. The transcript is spliced from 6 exons.
AGCUGAGUGUAUUAUUGCUUAUCUUCAUUUUCAUCUCGUCUUUCUUUUUCCUCUGACCACAGGAGCCUGCUGAGCAGGAUUUUCGUUCUUUACUUGUAUUGCCAACGACGCUUUUAGUUCGCUCGCUGUUUGAUCCAACCCCCCUUCUCCUUCGCAAAAUUUGCAGCAGCCAUGAUUGCCAGAGUCUCUGCCAUCUUAGCUGGCUGGGCCACUCUUGCUGGAGCAGGCCCAGUAUAUCGCACCGUGUCGGAGCUCGACCAGGCGGCAUUUGAAGAAGCACAACAGCGAGACGACACUGCCACGAGAGUCUUUGCGAACACGGAGAUCAAGACCUCCGAUGGGAGAUGCUUAUUUGUUGAUGAGCUAUCGGGAGAUUUCCGGGCCAAUCUUACCCCUAUUCAAGUGGCCUCAUGCGGUGCUACUCCUGGCCAAGGUUGGGAUAUUAUUAGUCAAGGCAAGCACAACAAUGUGGCGGGGCAUGUGCUUGUGGUCAGCACGUUGACGAACGCUUGUUUCAACUUUGAUCCGCGUCGAGCGGCGGGCAAUCAAGCACUGCUCUUCAGCUGUGGCGGGAGAGCCGAUGGCAUUGGCGAGGUAACCGAGUCGCAGCUCUUCAGGUUCGAUGGGGGCGCCGGCUCUCUUGCAUUUGCUCCAGCAAACGAUCUAAAUUCCUGCUUCACCGUCAGAGGCAACGUGGUGGACGUUGUUCCGUGCCAGGCAGGGAAUGAUGAUCAGCUUUUCACCUUGUCUGGCCAGGCUUCAGACAUAGACACAGGGGUCACCGGUAUUCCCGAUUUAUCCCUCACCGCAAGUUUUCCUGUAGCUUCUGUAGUGAGCUCCUCACGUGCUGUUCCAUCAGAAGCCACACCCACAAUAACUACCGUAUACGUAACCACCAAUCCAUCAUCUACCUUGGCUACAGCUCCUAAAAUACCGUCAGCCACAACAGUAUACAUGUCAGCUGGAGCCUCGACGACUACGGUUGAACCAACAGAGUCGACGGUGACGGCCGAUGCACCCUCAGCAACGCAGGAUGCAGUCCAAGCCAUCCCCACAUCUAAUCCGACGGAACCGGUGCCCGUAUCGCGCGCUGGCGGCACACUUGUGCCUACCGCAGCCGCCGAGUCCCACGAGCGAGACGAAAGCGCAACUCGCGCCUUUAAUACGGCUAGUAUCAAGGCCCCAAAUGGACAGUGCUUGUUCAUCAAUCCGACCGCUGGAGACUUCAGACAGAAUCUGAUCCCCGUGUCUUUGGUAGAUUGCGCGGGCACGCCUAACGAGAAGUUUGAUAUCAUUACAGCCGGCAAGCACAACAACGCCCAGGACUCUGCUCUGUUUGUGAGCAGCUUGACCAACGGCUGUAUUAGCUUCGAUGGUAGGCGGGCCGUCGGGGACACGGUCACACUAUUCUCCUGUGGCGGCAGAGCAGCUGGUGAAGGGCUGACUAACGAUGGCCAGCUCGUCCCCUUUUUUGGAAAACCUAGUUUCGUCUUUGCCCCUGAGAGUGAGCGGAAUUCCACCUGUCUCGUCCCUGGAAACGGCCGACUCGUCUCAGCCCCUUGUCUCAAAGACAGGUCUCAAGUAUUUACUAUUGUGGCUUGAUGAAACUCUUUCUAAGCGAGUAUUCGGCCGAAAUGCAUCGUUAUUAUUGAAUAUGUUUUACCUACCCACCACCCUAUUGCACAUUCUGUACCAAGAGAUAGUCCAUCGAAACACAUUCGUACCUUUUAGCUAAAUUGUUUAAUUUAUACUAUACAUUCUGUG